AUGGCGCUCCGCAGAGCCGCCCUUCGCCUCAGCGCCAGAUUCUCUCUGCCGCCGCUCCCCUAUAAGCCCGACGCCCUGGAGCCCUACAUUAGCGCUAAGACAAUUGAGCACCACUAUGGGAAACACCACAAGGCUUAUGUGGACAACUUGAACGCCUUAGUUAAGGACAGCAACAACCCGAUACACCAGAAGCUGGAAACUAUAAUUAAAAAUGAAAAGGGAAACAUCUACAACCAGGCUGCGCAGGUGUGGAACCACACGUUUUACUUCAACUGCCUGGGGCCCCCCAGCGAAGAAACUGCUGCGCCUUUGGGGCCCACUUUGAAGCGGCUGGAAAGAGAUUUUGGAAGUUUGGAAAACUUCAAAAAUGAAUUCAAAAAAAAAGUUCUCGGACACUUCGGAUCCGGGUGGGUGUGGCUGCUGUACAACACUGCGACGGACAAGCUGGAGCUGGCGGAGGGCCACGACGCAGCAGCACCUUUGACUUUUGCUGCUCGCAGCAGCCCGCUGCUUUGCUGCGAUGUUUGGGAACAUGCUUUUUAUUUGGACACGCAGCAAAACAAAAGUCUUUAUUUCGAAAACUUUUGGAAAGUCAUUAACUGGCACUUCGUCAACGAACAGUUCGUCAACAACCUCCUCGAGACCUACUGA
Messenger RNA from Eimeria tenella, 651 nucleotides. Its product is annotated as Superoxide dismutase, related. Bases 1 to 651 code for a protein of 216 amino acids. Gene Ontology annotation, molecular function: metal ion binding; superoxide dismutase activity. Lineage: Eukaryota; Apicomplexa; Conoidasida; Eucoccidiorida; Eimeriidae. The transcript has 5 exons. The record is from RefSeq and is a predicted model, not a curated record. Gene Ontology annotation, biological process: superoxide metabolic process.